CUUUAGUAAACUUAUCGAUCCAAAGAUGGCGGGAAGCAGCUUACUUGAUGCAACAAACAAGCUAAAGUUCCCGUAAAUAUAACAUUUAUAAGGGCUUUAAACAAGAAGCUUUAUAUGCAUUCCAUGUUAACUGAGAAAUGGCAACCAAAGAAGAAACUAACCUUGACCUCGAUCUUGAUCUGGAACUUGAGGAGUCCCCAUCUUCCUCCCCAACAUUGGUAAAUGAGCAACAGCAAUGUCCAAUAUGCACCAAGAAGCUAACCCAACCUAAAAUUCUUGCAUGCCUUCAUGUGUUUUGUGAAGCAUGUCUAGAAAAUCAGUUGGAAGAAAAGGCUAUUGAAGGUGUGAAACCGUUGAAGGUGAAAUGUACAGUAUGCGAGCAGGACACCCAGGUUCCAAUGAAAGGGGUUCAGGAUUUACAGACGGAACAUGUGCUGUCCGACAUGUUGGAUAUGUCCGGGGUAGAGAGUAUGCAAAUUGUCUGCACCAGUUGUAAAGCUAAGGAAAAGGCUGUAGCUAGGUGUAGUGAUUGUGCUAACUUUCUCUGCCCUAAUUGUGUAACGGCACAUAAAUUUAUGCGCUGUUUUGAAAAUCAUAAGGUGUUGUCCUUUGAUGAAUUAAAGAGUAGUGAUGGACUUUCUAUACACAAGCCAAUAUUCUGCUCUGUUCACUCUUCAGAAAACUUGAAGUAUUUUUGUCACACAUGUGAGAUUCCUAUCUGUAGUGAAUGUAUGGUCAAUGAUCACAGAAUGCCAGAUCACAACUAUGAGAAACUGGCUGAUGUCGAAGAUGACCAAAAGAAGGACUUGGAGAACCUAGUAACAGAAUGUCAAAGUAAACUUGAACCGUGUAGAUCAGCUGCAUCUAGAGCUGAGGGCGCCCUCUCUGAACUGCAAAGUCAACAAGAGGAUGCCAAGAGUCUCAUUGAAGAAACAUUCCAAAGCUAUAAAGCUAUCCUCGAAAAAAGAAAGACUGCACUUCUUAAUGAAUUAGAUGAAAUCCAUUCUCACCAUGAAUUAGAGUUAAUGGGAUUAUGUCACAGUGUUAACAACAUGAUGGAUAAGAUAGAGGACAGCUGUAAAUUUACCGAACACAUACUGAAAAAUGGCAGUUCCUUACAAAUUGCUGUUUUAAAACGUAUUAUUUCAACUCAGUUGAUGUCCUUAAUUAACAACACACCAGCUGUAGAAACUGAUUUGAAUAUUGAAUUUAAGUCCGACCCAGCUGUCUUUGAAAAAAUGGUCGAGGACCAUUUUGGUAGCUUUGGACGAGAUGAACCAAAGCGUGAAAAUCAGUUGUCACCGCUCCACUCAUCGUUUGAGAAUGAAGGUUUUAACCUACCACAUGGUGUGUUGAAUCAAGACGUUAACAUGAUGCCUUCAUCUUCCAAUGGGUUUAUGUCCAAUAUGGCCUCAUUGCCCCCUGUCUCAUUGAGUGGCAACCUUCAGAGUCUUUCCUCGUUGAUAGCCAAUAUUCCCAGCCAUUUAACUGGACCGUCACAUCCAAUGCAUGAUCCCAGCUUAUCACGUAACUCACACAGUCCAGCAAUGUCAGACAGUGGGAUAUCUGUAGGAGAUGCUGCCAGCACUAAUAGUAAUAAUAGUGCUACCAUGAUCAACAUUGCAGCUAUGGCAAGCCUUGGCCAAGUAUCAUUGGGUGGCCACAUGUUAUCAGGUCUAUCUGGUGGAAUGAACACUAAUACUGGUUCCACAUCAUCUGAUGGUAGUAGUAGAACACAAACACCUCUUUCACACAAUGAGAUGUCUCCCACCAGUAUGGCUAGUUUACCAUCAAUAGCUGAACGAGCUGAAAACACAAACUUAGAUAAUUUGGCAAGCUUAUUUAACCCACAUACCACAUCAUUCAGUAAAAUUAUUGAUAAUAUGAGAAGUAUAAGCGUGAGUGGUGGUGGACCAGGAAUGGACAAUAUGAUCACCGGUGCAGCUGGUGGUUCCAGAGAUAUAGCUGGUAUCACAACCCCGACUAUUGGUAAUACCUUCACAUACCCGCCUAUUAGACGUGGAGAUCAGAUGAGCUCCAUGCAGAUAAGGUGUAAAUUUGGUCAACUAGGUCCAGGUAAGGGCCAGUUUAACUCACCACAUGGAUUUUGCCUGGGUAUUGAAGAAGAUAUUAUUGUAGCUGAUACCAACAAUCAUAGAAUACAAGUAUUUGAUAAGACUGGAGAUUUUAAAUACCAGUUUGGUAUUCCAGGUCGUGAAGAAGGUCAGCUAUGGUAUCCACGUAAAAUAGCUGUGAUGAGGUCAUCUGGUAAAUAUGUUGUAUGUGAUCGCGGUAAUGAAAGAUCUCGAAUGCAGAUAUUUACUAGAAAUGGUCAUUUCGUAAAGAAGAUAGCUAUACGAUAUAUUGAUAUUGUAGCAGGAUUAGCUAUUACUUCCCAAGGUAAUAUUGUGGCUGUUGAUAGUGUAUCACCAACAGUAUUUUGUAUUGGAGAAUCAGGUGACCUUAUUAAAUGGUUUGAUUGUAGUGACUAUAUGAGAGAACCAUCAGACAUAGCUGUCAGCGGCACAGAAUAUUUUGUUUGUGACUUUAAGGGACAUUGCGUUGUUGUCUUUAGCGAAGAGGGGCAGUUUCUGCGAAGGAUUGGUUGUGAAAACAUUACCAACUACCCAAAUGGCAUAGAUAUCAGUGAUGCAGGAGAUGUUUUGAUUGGAGAUAGCCACGGAAAUCGUUUCCAUGUUGGCGUAUUUCAGAGAGAUGGCUCACUAAUUGGUGAAUUUCAAUGUCCUUAUGUUAAAGUUAGUAGAUGUUGUGGUUUGAAGAUCACAUCAGAGGGCUAUGUUGUCACACUUGCCAAGAAUAAUCAUCAUGUGCUGGUUUUAAAUACUUUAUAUAUUACUUAAACAAUGUGCCAAUUUAUAUUAUAUAUACUAUAUAUAUAUAUAUAAAUAAAUAUAUUAUAUCUAUAUUUACUAUGUUAUCUGAUUGGGGUUAUAGAAAUCUUUAUCACUAACACCCAUCUUAUAUUUAGUUUAUAUUUACAGUUUUUGUUUUAUGUUUUUUUGUGUAGCAGUCCAAAAUUAUAUUCCUGAAAUGGAUGAUUUAUAUUGUAUUAAUUUUUUGAAUAAUUUAUAUAAAAAAAAGAAAAAAAAAGAAUUAUAUAGUGGUAAGCAAUCAAUAGUAUUAGUCACAUUUUAAAAAAUAAUAUAUUUUGCCAUGUUUUUUUCUGUUUAGAUGAGACAUGGUAGCAAUUGUUAAAAUUGUAAUCUUGGUCUCGUUUUGCCCUUAUACAUCUAUUUUGUCAUAUACAAAUACAAUUAUAAUAUGCAAAUUGCUUAUUUUCUAGUCAUAUAUACUCAGUCAAGACAUGACUUCUUUUUUUUUUGUCCUGUUCGUGCCUUAAUGGGAUUAUUAAUUAUUUUCCCAAUUUUUUUUUUUUAACAAAUUUUUUUUUAACCAAUAAAAGAAAUUAAGGAUUUUUUUUUUUCAUUUAUUAAUUAACUAAUUAUUUUUUUGAUUAUUAAUUUAAAAUAUUGAUUUAUUUUAUUUUGUUUGGUGUUCAUAGUGUAAGAAGCUUUACAAAUUGAUAGAUUGAUAUUUUUUUAAGAUGUUAAUAUUACAUGUUAUGUUAGAUAUUUACAUUUUUUUAAAUUGUAAACCAAGUUAUAUAUAUAUAUAUAUUAUAUACAUACAUGUAGAUGCUAAAAUUGCUCAUGCCGAUUUUUGUAUACAAGACCAUUACAUAGAUUUUACCCACCAUACUUAUAUUAGCAUAUGUAUCUAAUCAAAAGUAUAUAUAUAUAUAUAUAUUGUUAAUUGUUUUCGUGUUAAUUUUUCAUAUUGGUUUUUGCCAUAUAAUUAUAUCAUUAUUAAACCUUAGGGCGAUUGAUAACACAUGUGAAUAUUUGGUUUUUCAAAGGUAUUCCAGAAAUAUAUUUUAUCAAACUAAUUUUUGGACUGCAGUUUGCGAUUUUUUGAGAAUGUUGCUCCCUUUUGAGCAUGUUCUCUCUUCGUGUUUAACCUGCGAUUUCAGAUUUUUUUGGACUUUUCCUAUUAUGAUUGUCUGGGUUUUAAAUUUCACAACGAGCUUUUUCAUUAUUAGUUAAAAUGUUUAAUGGUGUUCAUGUUCUUUCAAUUAUUCCAGUUUGAAUUUAAAUCAUAAUAUAACUAUAUAAUAUAUAUAAUGUCCCCUUCCCCUUAACACCCCCCCCCCCCCAAAAAAAAAGUUUUGAUUUUUUGAUGGUUUUUAUUAAUAUUUUUCCUCUUAAAUUCCUCCUAGUUUUGAACAUUUUGCAUUUGAUGUUUAAAAUUUUGAUUCUGUUAAAUUCUUAUAUCAUAUCUCUUCUUCCCUUUUACAAAUCUGAGUAUAAUGUAUAAAGCAUGGGGGAGGCUAGCUUCCAAGAAAUGAGCAUAAACAAAGGGUAAUGAUGAUGCGCCUAUAGACAUAGCUUAUAUUCUUCACUUAAUCACCAAGAAUACAAACUAUGUUUGUUACAAGUAUAACCAGAAGAUAUGCAUCAAUUUUAUUCUAUAUUAAGUGUAUAUCGAGACAGGGAUUUCUUUUUUUCCAUCUUUUCGGUUUAUAUAAUUUAUCCAUCUUUAAUCAGCUUUUAGUUUAAUAUUUCUCUCUUUAUUAUUUGUAGUUGUUUUUAAUUGGCUUAGUUUGUGAUGUUUUGUCACUUUAGGUCCUUAGUUUAUAACAACUUACAGAGGGGAAAAAUACCCUUUGCUUCCAGUAUUUAGCCAAGUUGAAAAUAUAGUUUAUUAUUAUUAACAGUUUAACAAGGCCUCUUAGCCGACCUUUCUUUUUACUUGGUAUUAUUAUGUAUUAUUUUUGAAAUUCUUUACUCUUAAUUACUUUUCAUAUACAAUUAUAUAUAUAUAUUUAAUUUGAUGUUUUGCAAUGUUAUUUUUCCUUUAUAUAUAUAUAUAUUUAGCUAAUAUUUUUUUUUUUCCUUUUGAUUUAUUUCAACCCUCAUUUACUACUAUUAUUUGAUUAAAUAUGAUCAGCAAUGUUAUAAAUUAAUUAGCCACUUUAUAACCGUCUUAUUCCAGUUAUAUUAUCUUGGGUUGGGAACUUCCUUCUAAAGCAGUUUAUAUCUUUAGCAAAAAACUGAGGACUUGAUGAGAUUCUUUAUUUCCUUUCCAUUAACAGUUAAUUUUGACUUUUAUUUUUGAAAUGUUGAGAAUUUUUUUUUCUUGUUAAAAGUUACAGUUUAAUAAUAUUAAAAUUUGUUAUAACAUUUAAAAAAGAAAAAAGAGCAAAGCAUGUGCUUUCUAUUUUUUAUUUUUUGCCAUUCCUUAGUUUUUCGUUGAAAUGUUAAAAAUCACAUUUGCAUUGAAUAUACAAUUAUUACUGAAAUGUGUUGAAUCAAUGUUCCGACUUAUUUUAUACACUGAUUUGACAUAUAUUCCACUCCUUAAGAUUGGCAAAGUUAUCCACUUUUUACAUCUAUGACUUAAAACUGGUCUUAUGAUUCAGUUUCUAAUUUUAAUUGGUUUAUAGAAUGGAUUAUUAUACUAUUUUAUAUCUUUAUAUUUAUGUAUUGUGAUACAUAUUUUUUAUGCUCAUAAUAUGCAAAUUUAUACUGAAUACUACUGUGGUUGGCAAAUUUGAUCUUUUGACCUAUUACACAUUUUGCCACAAUUUGAAACCAAUUAAUCCUAGCAUAGUGCUUAUUUAUUAAUGACAUUUCAUUCAAAUGUUUGUUUUACUGUCUUCCAUAUGAGAACAUAAUUUUAUGUUGAAGUAACAAAAAAAAAUAUACAAUUUAUCCAAUGGAAAAUAUAAUUUAUCAAAAACACAAUAUAAUUUAGCGGAGAAUAAAUUUACUAUAAUCAAAGUACAUAACAUUUUAACAGUUGAAAAUAAUUUACUGGAAAAUUUACAGCAAUAAUUGCAUUUUCAAUUCUAUCAAAAAAAAAUAUUUGUCUUUUAUAUUACUAAACAGUAUUAUUGUUAUGAUUUCUCUCCUUGAUGUUUACUUAUUUUUUUAAAGAUUGAUAUAUUUAUUUAAAGGCUUUAUGUUAUUCCCAGAAAUUUACGAAUACUAGUGCUAUUAUAUUAUUAUUAUUAACCAUUGUUAUUAACUUUACCAAUAUAGAAUGGUUUCUGAAACUAGGAAUUUUAAGAUAAAGCGAAUACUUCUAUUUUAUUAUCUUUCUGAUCUCAACUUUUUUUCAGAUGCCAAACUGUGAUAUUAUUUUACUUGAUAUCAUAUCAUUUGAUACUAGGCUGUUCAAUCUGCAGGUUGUCAGUAGAGUGGGUAUUAUUAUGUGUAAUAAUCAUAGUGAUCAAAUAACCCAUUCAAAAAGAAAUUUGAAAAAUCAGAUGUUCAUUUGAAAUUAUGCAACAAUUGAAAAGAAAACUGGUAGAUGGUUGCAGCUAAUUAUUUAUAAAUCUACGCGCAAAUUGGGUUGUAUGAUGUUUAUUUUUUGAUUCGCAGACUGGACACUAUAGAGGUCAUAAUAACUAUCCAUAUUGUUCAAAUUUAAUGUUUUUAAGUAUUUCUUCUAGAGAUAUUUUGCAUGUCACUGUGUAGGACUGCGGACCAUUUAUAGCACACAGUUCUAAAGGAGUCUGAAAAAAUAUUUGAUAAAUACAAUUAAAGAUGUUAUUUUAAUAUAAAAAAUUGUUUUUUCGAAAAACUUGAUAAACUUAAUAAUUAUUGAUCAAUUUGAACAAGAGCUAAAAAAAAAACGUCUUUCCCGAGUCAACGCAAACCGUGCACUUAGUCUUGCAUAUUCACAUUCUAUUUCGGAUAAACAUGUAGUGACGUAAGACAACGAGAUUGAAUGUAAUUUGAUUUCUGAAUGUAAUAUUAAAAAAAACUCCCAAAUCAUUUAUUGAUCUCUGUUUCGACAACCUAUUUUAUUAUAAAGAAGUGAUACAAUGUUUUAAGUCUCUCUUAAUCUACCUCCAUUAUUGAUAAUUCUCAAUUGUUGGAUUAAUUACACCUACUAAAAGGAGCAAAACAGUAACGAUGAAAUUGAGUUUUAUUUUAACCCAUUCUACUGAAAACUGAAUGCAUUUACUAACAUUUUAUUGUAGCCAAUGCCAAUCUUAAGGAGUAGCAAAAAAAUAUACACAAGUAUUCAUAUAUAUACAUAUUACUAUUUUUGGAGGAGUCAUCUGCGAUUUCUUAUAUGUUUAUGUGAAGGAAAAUGUAUGCAAGUGGAUUAAAGGUGUUCUUUCAAACAAA
This is a messenger RNA of Patella vulgata (common limpet), 7160 nucleotides long. Its product is annotated as brain tumor protein. NCBI's taxonomy places the organism in Eukaryota, Metazoa, Mollusca, Gastropoda, Patellidae. Gene Ontology annotation, cellular component: chromatin; nucleoplasm. The transcript is spliced from 12 exons. Gene Ontology annotation, biological process: positive regulation of DNA-templated transcription. The record is from RefSeq and is a predicted model, not a curated record. The coding region runs from base 138 to 2861 and encodes 907 amino acids. Gene Ontology annotation, molecular function: protein binding; zinc ion binding; ubiquitin-protein transferase activity.